Molecule: messenger RNA, 765 nt
Organism: Parastagonospora nodorum SN15
Lineage: Eukaryota; Fungi; Ascomycota; Dothideomycetes; Pleosporales; Phaeosphaeriaceae
Exons: 2
Coding region: 1-765 (254 amino acids)
Molecular function (GO): hydrolase activity
Source: RefSeq, a predicted model, not a curated record
AUGUCCCUCUUCUCCCCAAACAACCUCUUCACACCCACCCCUCCCUCUCCCCUGCGCCACUUCCUCCUCUCACCCACCCACUUCCUCGCCCAAUGGCUCUACACGCACCAACCCCCCCUCACCCCUCCCGUCCCCGGCUCCCCGCCCCUCAAACUCGUCUGCAUAUCCGACACGCACAACGCGCGCCCCGUCCUACCCGCCGGCGACAUCCUGCUGCACGCCGGAGACAUGACGAUCAACGGGAGUGUGAAGGAAGUGCAAGCGCAGGUCGAUUGGAUGAAUAGUCUAGGAUAUGCGGGGACGGUUGUUAUAGCGGGGAAUCAUGAUGUUUGUUUAUCCCGCGCGGAGAAGGGGAAGGCGGAGAUCAAUUGGGGAAAGGUGGUGUAUUUGCAAAACGAAUCGACGCGGGUGAGUGUGAAGGGCAGAGUCGUAAAUAUCUACGGCGCGCCGCAGACGCUGAGGUAUGGGAAUUGGGCGUUUCAGUAUGAGCCAAGGGAUGCUGAUGUUGUCUGGGCGAAAUCUAUACCGCUUGGGACGGAUGUGUUGAUCACGCACUCCCCCGCGCGUGGGCAUGUUGAUGCCAACUUAGGAUGCAAGGCGUUGUUGCAAGAUAUUCGGAGGGUUAGGCCGCGGAUGUUCGGGGUGUGGGGAUUGGCGUGGGUGAGGUUUUGGAUGGGUUGGGAGAAGAGGGGGGAGGUUGUUUGGGUCAAUGCUGCGAUGAGGGAGGGGGGAAGUGAGGAUGAGGGAUGGGUUGUUGAGAUUUGA